GCGAUGUAUAGGAAGUAACAGCUAGCUCUUCGCACCAGACCGAUGUGCUGGAAGGAAAAAGAAGCUUAUUAGAGGGGUGAAAGGCUGUCUUGUACCCUUGGAAGGCUACCUGGCUGUUAGGAUCUCGUGUACUCCUGAUAACCACCCCUACUUGUGAAAAAGGCAACAGGUUCACGAGAUGGCCUAGAUGAUGCCAGUGUCUCUGUUAUGAUUUUAUUAUCAAGCAUGUACGAUCUGGAACCAGAUUUAUGUGAAUAAAGAAGAACACCAGAAAUUAAACUUCCCUGAAGGACCUCCCUCUUCUGAUUCAUGAGCCAGCAGGAUGUGGUCGCUGUGCUUUCAGAACGCCUUCUUGUAGCUGCCUACAAAGGCCAAGUUGAUAAUGUGGUACAACUUAUCAACAAAGGUGCCAAGGUAGCCGUUACCAAGCAUGGAAGAACCCCAUUACAUCUUGCCGCUAACAAAGGGCACCUUAACGUAGUCCAGAUACUUCUGAAGGCAGGAUGUGAUCUUGACAUUCAAGAUGAUGGUCAUCAGACAGCCCUGCACAGGGCAGCAGUUGUAGGAAACAGUGACAUCCUUGCACUGUUGAUACAAGAAGGCUGUGCAUUGGACCGACAAGAUAAGGAUGGUAACACUGCUCUACAUGAAGCUGCCUGGCAUGGAUUCAGCCAGUCUGUCAAACUGCUUGUUAAAGCGGGUGCUAAUGUCCUUGCCAGGAACAAGGCAGGUAACACACCUCUUCACCUGGCGUGCCAAAAUGGCCACUCUCAGAGCUGCCGCAUUUUACUGCUUGCAGGAUCUCGGGCAGAUUUAAAAAAUAAUGUAGGAGAUACUUCCUUGCAUGUGGCGGCUCGUUACAAUCACCUGUCCAUCAUUAGAGUUCUACUCAGCGCAUUCUGCUCCGUCAAUGAAAAAAAUCAGGCCGGGGACACUCCACUUCAUGUUGCUGCAGCACUCAACCAUAGGAAAGUGAUCAAAGUUCUCCUGGAAGCAGGAGCUGAUGCCAGUCUUCUGAAUAAUGCUGGCCAGAUUGCCCUGGACACAGCAAGGCACAACAAUAACUGUGAUGUGGCUCUCCUGCUCACCAAGGCACCCCAGGUUCUGCGCUUUAGUCGUGGCAGAAGUUUAAGGAAAAAAAGAGAGAAACUAAAAGAGGAGAGACGGGCUCAAUCUGUGCCCCGAGAAGAACUUGGAGAGAGUAAGGGAAGUAUAUCAGCAGCUGAUGAUACUCAAAGCAGCGAACAUGCGGCUUUCAAACAAACUGAAGGGAAAGAUGAGCAUCGAUCCGCUGUCACAGUGUCUAAACAAAGGAAAGGCAGAAGGGGAAAGCCAAAAGAAAAGGUACCACAUGUCUCUGCUCUUUCAGACCCUACAUCUCCAGCAGACCAACAGCCCCUCUCCAGUGUCCAGUUGGCCAGUCAUAAUCAUAGACGAAGGAGCAAACACAGAGCUUCUUCUCCAACUUUACCUCCUCAUGAGGCCAGGGCAUACCAACUUUACACUUUAUACAGGGGGAAAGAUGGCAAAGUCAUGCAGGCCCCAAUCAAUGGAUGUCGCUGUGAACCACUCAUUAAUAAGCUGGAGAAUCAAUUGGAAGCCACCAAAGAGGAGAUAAAAGCCGAGAUUGUUACAGUGCAGGAUCAAGUGAAUGCAAAACUAGGACAAAUGGAUGGCAAAACCCAGCACCAGCUUCGGGUUCUAGACAAGCUGAUGAUUGAAAGGAUGUCCGCAGAAAGGGCUGACUGUAUUUGCCGUCUUCAACAGCAUACAGAUGUACAGAAAAACGAAACUGAAAAACGUCAGGUUUCUGUUGUGAAUGAACUGAAAACGUGGUGUAUGCUAAAAAUUCAGACUUUGGAGAUGAAACUUUCUGGAGAAUCUAGACAACUCAAGGCAAAAUCAUCUCAGUCAACCUGUGAGUCAGUAGAUAACCCUGUUUCUGAAAGUCAUUGCAGUAAUAAAGAUUGUAACAGCACUGAAGCAUCAGUCCUUCCUCAGUCCUCUACGCAACUUUCCUAUGCCACCCAGAGCAGCUUAUUUGAUGAAGCGGGAAAGGAGCCAGUCAGUUCCAUAGAAGACAGCAGCCAAAAGAUUUCCCAACCUGAAUCAAAUCCAUGUACAACCAUGGAACAGCACUCUGUAGCUGCUGCCCCUCCAGUAGUGAGACCCAAGGAAAAAAUAUUGAGCUGCCCUCAUGUUUGCCAACUACAGCAGCGUCUGUCUGCAUGCAACCAGCCAGGUUCAAAACAGAAGCAUCCUAAAGCAGCCUUCACCCUGAAGCCCUCAACAGAAACCAAGAAAGCUGAAAAACUAAACAGGAAUCUCAUGGAUCGAGGCACUCAGACAAGGAAAUGUGCAAAAAAUGGUCAAGGGAAACAGCGAGUUCAAAUCCCUGCCCAACACCAUCAGCCUCCUUCCAGUAUUGGAGAGCAGGGAGUAUCAAAUACCAGAGACACAUCACAAGCUCUGGAAAUUACUCAAUAUUUUUUUGAGGCUGUAUCCACUCAGAUGGAAAAGUGGUAUGAGAGGAAAAUAGAAGAAGCCAGAUCACAAGCCAAUCAGAAGGCUCAGGAAGAUAAGGAUGCCUUGCAGGAACACAUACAAAGCUUAGAAGAAGAAUUAAUGAAGCUAAGAACAAAAUUGCAGAAAGAUAGCUAGCAUCAACUCUUUCGG
Molecule: messenger RNA, 2676 nt
Organism: Spea bombifrons (plains spadefoot toad)
Lineage: Eukaryota; Metazoa; Chordata; Amphibia; Anura; Pelobatidae
Gene: ANKRD6
Product: ankyrin repeat domain 6
Exons: 16
Coding region: 310-2661 (783 amino acids)
Molecular function (GO): protein binding
Source: RefSeq, a predicted model, not a curated record